GUAAGUCAGAAGAGCCGCAGCGGCUUGGUGCUGGAUGAAGUCGGCGUGACAGAUAGCGUACGGGACGGCGCUGCGGGAGGUUGAAUCGUUAUUGUCGGGGAAAAUUAGUAUAUGUACAUAAACGCUGAAAGGCGACACCAUGGCUUUUUACGAGUAUGUCACCAAGGAGCAGCUGGCUGGCUUCGACAAGUACAAGUACAGCGCGGUCGACUCGAACCCCCUGUCCGUCUACGUCAUGCACCCGUUCUGGAACUCCGUGGUCAAGGUGUUACCCACCUGGCUGGCUCCUAAUCUCAUCACCUUCACAGGGUUCAUGUUCCUCGUCCUCAACUUCCUCAUGCUGGCCUUUUACGACUUUGACUUCUCCGCGUCAGCUGAAGGUCACGUCCACGUGCCAAGUUGGGUGUGGGUCGCGGCUGGCCUCUUCAACUUCCUGGCGUACACGUUAGACGGCGUGGAUGGCAAGCAGGCUCGGAGGACCAACUCGAGUACGCCACUGGGGGAGCUGUUUGACCACGGCUUGGACAGCUGGGCCUGCAUCUUCUUCGUGGCCACGGUCUACUCCAUCUUCGGCAGGGGGGUGACGGGCGUGAACGUGACCACGCUCUACUACAUCCUGUGGGUGGUGCUGUUCUCCUUCAUCCUCUCCCACUGGGAGAAGUACAACACCGGCAUCCUCUUCCUCCCCUGGGGCUAUGAUGUCAGCCAAGUGACCAUCUCCAUCGUGUACAUUAUUACGGCCGUUGUGGGUGUGGAGACGUGGUACAUCCCAGUCUUUUGGAAUUUCCACUACAGAGACCUGUUCACGAUUAUGAUUCUGGGUUGUUCCUUUGCUGUGACUCUUCCGAUGAGUCUUCGCAACGUCUUUAAGGCGUACCGCAGCAACACGCUGAAGCACAGCUCCCUGUACGAGUCGUUCCUGCCCUUCCUCUCGCCCGUGCUCCUCUUCCUCCUCUCCACCCUGUGGGUGCUGCUCUCCCCCAACGGCAUCCUGCAGCUGCAGCCCCGCGUCUUCUACCUCAUGGUGGGGACUGCCUUCGCCAACGUCACGUGUAAGCUGAUCGUGUGCCAGAUGAGCAACACGCGCUGCCAGCCGCUGAGCUGGCUGCUGCUGCCCAUGGGCGCGGCGGUGCUGCUGGUGGCCACGGGCACGGUCACGCACGCCGAAACGCUGCUCCUCUACGCCUGGACCGGCGUGGUGGUGCUGGCGCACGUGCACUACGGCGUCUCAGUGGUGCACCAGCUCAGCGACCACUUCAACAUCUGCGCCUUCUCGCUCCGGAAGCCCGGGGCGGACUGACUAGACGGGGAGGAGAAGGUCGGUCUGCAGGCUGCGGAGGUUUAGACUGUCCCAGCAGCCCUCCGGCGCCGCAGCCCAUCACCACGGACACCGACGAACACCUUCCCGCGAGGAGAUCCAUCAUCCCUGCCUCCCUACCCCCCACACACCCCCCCCUCGAAACAUCAGCCCCCACCGUCACUGUCAUCGUCGGCUAUUUCCAUUGGCCUGUCGGGAGGUUUGGCUUUUUCCAUAGUUUUUUUUUUUUUUUUGCCCCCCCCCACACCCCCCACCCCGUACAACAAAUGAGGUUCCGCUGGUUUGGUUUCCAUGGGAGGUGUUCCUCUGCCGAUUCCAGCAGCUCAGCUCCGCACCCUGGCCCCGCCAAGCCGUCCCACAGUGCACCUCUGCUCCGCAAGCAGAACGUACGGUCGAGGAAGCAUCGCGUUCCUUCACGUUUAUAACGUCUUUAUGAAUGUAACACAUUUUCACCUUUCGGAGAAAAUGUCCUCUUUCUCCCCCUCCCCCCCUUUUUUUUUUUAGAUCACAGCUCUGGUUUGGAUCGGCGGGCGUUUCUGAAACUCAACGUUUUGGAACGCGCCGAACGUUCUUUUGUCUUUUGUCGGACGCUAACGCUUUGGGGGUUCCCCUCCUGCGUCUCCUCUCACACGUGUUCAGCGCCCAGAAUUCUACAGCCUGCGACCUGAACGCGUCUGUGCAACGCAGGACUGGCGUUAACAAACCCUGACGACGAAGGCCACGGGUUCCAAAAGAAGAAGCAAGAAGGCAACUUUCGGCAACGGUUUUUUUUUUUUUUUUUUCUCCCCCCCCCCUUUCCCCUCUCGAUAUUAGCCGGGAACCACUAUGACGAUGUUUAAAGCGUACUUAGGUGCAGUACUUCUGCCUUAAAAAACUGGACAUUGCAACAGCUUAUUGUAUCAUAAUCGUGAUUCCAGAGGACUGCAGUCAUUCGGAACCAAAUGUACACCACAGGAAGGGGUCGUGUUCGCGUUCGACCUUAAACCAGCCGGCGAGAGAAGAUCGCUCAAGUCCAACGUGUUUUACUUGUCAGUUGAAAUUGCGCAGACUGAAUUUUCGAAUCGAGUUCUGAGAUGUCCAGUGGUGGUGUGUCAGCAUGCCGAUUUUCGUAACGCCCCCUUAAUCCUUUUAUUUUCCUUUUUUUUUUUUUUUUUUGAACCUCUGGUAGGCUUGAUUGAGUUUACCUCAUGCUUGAAUGAAGAGUUCGCCUGAAACCCGCUACAGGAAAGGGUUAACUCUGAAGAAACAAGCAUGGUUUCGCACACCCUUAUUUAAACGAGAUGAACCACUAGUUUUCCGUUUGUAAACAUGUCUGAUGUCUAUACAUGUCUUAUGAGUUAAUGCUAUCAUUAUUCUUGUGAUUAGCUGUGUACUGGUCUUGUCAAGAUGGUGGGAGUUGGUCAAAGAUGCGCUGGUGUAAAGUUUAUAUGUUGCCAUAGAUUCAGUUCCAGUAACUGUGAACUGGAAAGUAUCAACACUUAUGUAUAUAUAAUAUAUAUUUCUUUUUCUCUUUUUUUAUAGAAUAGUUCACUUUAAAACAACUUCAAUUUUAUCUCUCCCCAAACAACCCAUAAAAAUUCAAUAUCACGGUUUAUGUUUUUGAAGACUAUUUUCAGACCGACUUGAUGCAGUGGAGUUUCUAUUUAAGGGUAACGUGUACUGGAAGGUACCGCAUGAGUGUUGUCAGAUUGAAGGAGUGAGUUUCUUUCAUUUGUGGUUUGUUUUCUCUCCUCUGCUCUUUGGCUGGGGUUGUUGGAGCAAAUAUUUGUGAAUUUGCUCCAAUCGGAAAUCGUAGCCAGAUGAUUUGAGAAAAUUUGUGUGGUCUUUCGGGUUGAAGUGAUGGUUGCAGAAUCCAGUUUUGCGUUCCAUAGAAAUUGCAUGAAGGUCAUCAGAAGAGAGCUUGGGGUCAGCUGGAAGUAUUUGGCAUUCUGGAUAUUUUCUUGGUAAUGAUCAUUGUAGUUUGUAUUAACCAUCACCAUUUAUCUAACUUUAAUCCUUAACCUCCUGUAAUCCUGUAUCGUGGAAAUGUACACUUGAGAAAUGUACAGUAUAUUAAAAUCCAAGAGUUAAAUGAAUAUAUAAAUAUAUAUAAACGUGCUGUUAAAUGACCGCAAGAGCAGCAGUUAUUCAAAAACAGGUUUUGUGGAUGACUGCUUUCACAACACCUGACGGUCAAUGACAAUGGUGCCUUUGCUCUCUCCUCCACCAGGUGGCACUGUUUUGCCUGGUGACGUUGCUGCAGGCUCACCAGAAUGCACUAUAGCUACAUGUUGUGUCACUGUGCCAUUGUGGUGUUAUUGGGGUGGGGCGGGGCUUUCCUGUAGACACCCUGUUGUAAAAUGGACACGUGCUCUGAUAUGUGAAUAGUGUGAAAGACUACAGUGUAAACUGUAAAGUGGGGGGGGUGGGGGGGGGGGGCUUAAGCCGUUUUAUUAGAAUGGCUUCCCGUACCAUUUCACGAGAAAAUCAACUGGAUUUUAAAUGGGGAUGAAGCUGCUCAGUUCAUACAUCAGACGAUGGGGUGCGGUCCUCAUUGCCUGCUUUGUGGGGGUGUGCACGUGUGUGUGUGCGUGUGUGUGUGAGUGUAAAUGCAGUUGGGAUUUAGUUUCAUUUGCAAACUGGAUGCUAGGCUACCCAGACCUUUGAACUUUUUGGGCAUUGUCAAGAACCUUGGCUUGAAAGCUUAUGACAAAUUCGCUAUCACAGUAAAUUCGGUCUAAUAACAUUAAAAUGUCUUGUUUACUUUUUUCUUUUUCUUUAAAAAAAUGGAUCUUCAUGUGUCUCGUUAAUGUACCAACAGCGGGGACAAAUGGUUAUCAUAAAUAAUGCGUCGGUUAUUAAUUGGCUUGCUGCACGAGUACAUACUUGAAUAUUCAACGCGACUUCCUUGCUUUAAUUGGCAGUUCUGAGAAAUGCACCCGCGUUCUUACCGCUGCGCUCCUGUGUUCUUGCAAGCGUUUGUCUUUCCGGUGCAUAACAUCCAUCACGCAAAAGUACCACUGGUACUAGGCGUAGGCGUACGUUCCCCUAACGCACAAAAGUGACUACUUGUUUUCAAUGGGUGACAUACGCAGAUCCAUCGCAAGUAGUUUCCAUGGCGUUGCCCGUGCCACCCGUUCGAAAGAAAACAGUGACGAUUUUGCCGCUUCGGCGAGUGCAUAUGCGAGCGAACAGUUGCACACCGCCUGCGAAAUUUAAUAUUACGUUGUCAGUGGCCUGUACGCGCCGCACAUCAAAUAUUAACUGUUCUACCUCAUGGUAUGUUAGCACCGAUGACGCGGGAACGUAUUUGGGACGUGAAUGUGCAGGUCAGUGGUGGAAUUCUUUUUUUUUUUUAAUUUAAUUUAUUUUUUAUUUAAUUUUUUUUUUUUUUUUGCAGUGUCGUUUAAAAAUGUAUUUCUUCACAAUAGUUACUAAAAAUCUAGCACGUUUUUGCAGAACAGCUUUUUUGCUUGUUGAUGCUGCACUGACUUCUUGAUAUCUAUAUUUUCUUUUUCUUUCUUCCUGGAGUAGAGGAAUAUUAGGGAUCCUGUCUCCACUGACUGUAUUGCUGAGCCUUCUGUGUCACUGGAUUUCAAAUGGAUUGCAGGUUCCCCAGGUAUACAUUACAGUUAUGUGGCCCAGGUGCUACAGGUGUGAAUUAGCCUCUGAGCUUCUGUCUGUUUGUCUGCUGUUCAUUGAAAUGCAUUUCUAGAAUUUGGUAACUACUGAACUUGGAUGCCAUCAACAUGUGUCCUUUGACUUGCAAGUUAAUACAAACUUGUAUUUAUUUUUCUUUAAUUUUUUUGGUUGGGCUUUUUGCUUUUGAAUCAAACUUUUAGUUAGUUUUUGUGUUAAAUAUAUAUUUUUUUUUUGAGGGGGUAUUUGUGAUGAAGGAGGGAAAAAAAUAUCCUGGGCAUUUUAUUUGUAAGUCAAAAGUUAAGGACACAAUUUUGAUAGUCCAGACCUAUGUGUCAAAUGGGGUUGUCAGUUGUUCUGUCCUCAGGAGCCAAGUCGGUGGCGAUUUGUAAUUGAGAAUAAGGCAAGAAGCCUUGCCAAGAUGGUUGGUUUGGGUGCUCCCACAAACACCUUCGCCUUGACCGUGACUGAAAUUGUAACACGUGGUAUUGUACAUUUCCACAAACAAAGGAACUCUUUUUUUGCUUUACGACCUUUUGGUUGUUUGUACAUUUGUAAAUGUGAAUCUAUUUGCAGUGUGAGUUCUAAAUCCUGAAUGAAACGUUUGCAGAGACGAAUGUGAAAAUGGAAGCAGCCUCCUGUAGUAUUCCUAAAAUGAAAUGUUUUGCUAAGUGCAUAAUAAUCUGAUCUAGUACAAUCACUUCCCCCCCAUUAUUAAUGUUAUUAACCCAUUUUCAUAAGCCCGUUUCCUGAAAUGCCCUGGUAAGAUUGUGGGUAAUAUGUCAAAAACAUGUUACCAUCACAACCGGUGUGUUCUAUUGUAUCCAGUGUGUAUUCCAUCUUCUGUUGUAUCUGUCUCACCCGUCCAUACCAGGUGCAUUACAGAUUUUAUUCCUACCUGUGUGUUUUUGUGUAAAGUCAGUUUGUCUGCUUACCCACUGGAUUGGAGGACUGGUUCCCCGACUUGACUCUCAGAAUGCCUUCUCUGAAUUUCCUGGUGCAAUUUAAAAAAAAAAAAAAUAUUUAAACCGGACAUUGCGCUUCCCUUCCACAAAAUUGAAUGCACUGCAAAUGUUAUCCUUCGUGUUUUUUCAGUCGCCCUAAACAAGAAAUGUUGUUGUGCCCCCCCCCCAACAUGCUCCAAUGGAAAAUCACUAAAUCACAUUAAAAACAAAAGAAAAACUUAAAUUGGGCCCCAGGGACGGUUGUGUUCAUGCCCGAAGUCAGCUCGGACGUUAACACAACCUGAGACGAUAUUGCGAUGCUCGACAUUAUAUAGACUAAUUCACUAUUGCGUCUUUCAGGUAUGGAUUUUUUUU
Anguilla rostrata (American eel) is the source of this 6255-nucleotide messenger RNA. It is a transcript of the gene selenoi, whose product is annotated as selenoprotein I. Gene Ontology annotation, biological process: phosphatidylethanolamine biosynthetic process. The record is from RefSeq and is a predicted model, not a curated record. Gene Ontology annotation, molecular function: ethanolaminephosphotransferase activity. The transcript is spliced from 10 exons. Gene Ontology annotation, cellular component: endoplasmic reticulum membrane; Golgi apparatus. NCBI's taxonomy places the organism in Eukaryota, Metazoa, Chordata, Actinopteri, Anguilliformes, Anguillidae.